Ornithodoros turicata is the source of this 1948-nucleotide messenger RNA. RefSeq lists its product as uncharacterized. NCBI's taxonomy places the organism in Eukaryota, Metazoa, Arthropoda, Arachnida, Ixodida, Argasidae. The record is from RefSeq and is a predicted model, not a curated record. The transcript is spliced from 8 exons. Bases 194 to 775 code for a protein of 193 amino acids.
CCUGUAUUGCGCGUGUUGUUAUUAGCGGCAUUUUCGUUCUGGCUCUCUUGAUAUGUGUUGUCUUUCCCGCUUCGUUUGAUAUAUACUGUACCUUUCGUGCUGUGCAGAGUAUGUGCAGUGUUUUUUGUGAGUCUGGUACCUAGUAUAGCGGCGUCAUUGUAAGUUGCGGAAGUUUCUGUGCAAAUUCCUCGAUAUGGCACCUGUAUCAUCAAAGCAGCAGGAGACGCACAAAAUGAGCAAAACCUACACCGUGGUCAAGUUCACUCAGGGUCAGAACGAAACCGUGGAAUUCGUUCCCACAAAAUGGAUCGUCGGCGGAAAGUUGUGCCUGUGGCCGGCAGGCAAACCGAAUUCACGAUUCACACAGAUGAUAAAGGACCGCUGCGAUCCUGAAGAUGACUGGACGCUGUGCGCGUGUGUGUGCAUGGCAUCUUUCAACAGUUACAAAAGAGCAAAGAAAAACGCUAGGGAGGCAGAAUAUACUUCUCACCUAGAUACCGAAUCCAGUGAAGAGGAGGAUGCAGGUACCCAGGAUACAGGUCCAGCCGAUGUAAUCCCUCCACCGAGGAAAAGGCUGCGGUUGCCAUCACCACCUUGUGAUGUGAUACACCUGAACGGCAGUCCUCGCACCGUGACACCACCGCCUCCUCCGAGCAGCGGGCCCGUCGCACAUCUGCCUCCAUCAAGCAGCAGGCCUGUGACGCCGUCGCCUCUUCCGAGCAGUGUUUGGUCCAGCCAUGACGCACCCUUCCAAGGACACUGUAAGCCCCACUGAUAUUACAAGCUCUUCACCAGGCAACACCAACACUCAGACACUAGCUCAAAAUGCUGAAGUGUGCGUUACGCGUGGACCGCCUUGCUAUUGUUGGGGGCAGCACGCUCACUGACGUCGUGCGACUCAUUAUGGAGACGUGCUCCAGAAAGGCCUUGCAACAGCAGGUGACAGUUGAAGGCCGUAACGGCAAAAAGGCCUUCAAGGGCACGCAGUUGUUCGCGUGCAUAAUUGGUGAGUAAUAUAUGGCAUGGUUGUUUCCAUUUGCUUUUGCUUUGUAUUACAUAUCUUUCCUAACCAUAGAAACCUUAAGUAGUUCCGGCAAUACAUAGUCUGUCUUUAGUUUUUGUUUUAAUCCGCUCUGUGACAGUGCAUUGUUAUGUCUUCAGUGCUAUGGCACCUGAUUGAACUACAUACCAUAAAGAUGCUUUUGCUGUUAUUGGACAGAUUAUUUCUAGCCAUUUGCAUGAACAGAAGUCUCAGAAUAAUAUUCAUGUCAUGAACUUCAGCAUAUUUGCCAGUUUUCCAAGCACAUGUUGCCUGGAGAGAACAGUUUCUCUGCAUAGUAUUUGUUGGAAUUAAAUAUUACGUAGAGGGCUGUCGAAAUGCAGGCACUGCACCCUGUGGUUGUAUGUUGCUAUGAUGAUGAGCAACGUCAACAACAGCAGCAGAGACGUGCACCAGAAACUCCCUUCAGGGGAUACACGUCACUUCACUUGUAUGCUUGGUGAGUGGUGUUUGGGUGGUUUUCCUCGGCUGCAGGUCAUAUGCUGCAUGAUGACUGCAGUAGAGCCUCAUAUAAUACCAAUGACAGUGUAAUUGGUUAUGUCAUCAUAGUUGCACUUUUUGUAACAUCUGGUUGCAGAAGAAUGAAAAAAAAAACUAUAUAUAUAUAUGAAUAUAUAGUGUAAAUUUCUGUGGACGAGGGAUGCUUCUCCCUUGCCAGUCCCUGGAUGUGGCAUAUGCAUUUUCCGCAAGGUAAUUAAUCUGUUGUUGUGUUUGUUUUUCAAAAGUGGCUGUCCACAAGCGCAUGCAGUCCCUGGGCAUCACGGUCACAGACAAGGAAAUAACUGCCCGUAUUGGCAGGUAUUUGACGUGCGCCAUUGACCGGGAAGGUGGUCGAAAGGAAAGACUGCAUUCAAAACAGUAAAUAAAAAUAUAUGGUAUUUUUCCUCA